Cryptotermes secundus is the source of this 1039-nucleotide messenger RNA. It is a transcript of the gene Sec20, whose product is annotated as vesicle transport protein SEC20. Gene Ontology annotation, molecular function: SNAP receptor activity. The record is from RefSeq and is a predicted model, not a curated record. Lineage: Eukaryota; Metazoa; Arthropoda; Insecta; Blattodea; Kalotermitidae. Gene Ontology annotation, cellular component: endoplasmic reticulum; SNARE complex. The transcript has 6 exons. The coding region runs from base 130 to 867 and encodes 245 amino acids. Gene Ontology annotation, biological process: retrograde vesicle-mediated transport, Golgi to endoplasmic reticulum.
CUUCGUCUCUCGUGAUUUAUUCUCUUAUUUCCUUAAAAAGGAACCAGUUGAUAAUUUCGUCUUUGAAUAUAUUAUAUAUCUUCUAAUUAAACUAUCUCUUAUAAAUAUGGCUCGCAAUGGAGGGUGGUAAUGCUGAAACAUGUUGUGCCAUUUAAUGGCGGAGAGGAAUACGAAAUAAUAAAGAUGAAUGACAUACACGCUAUUGAUGUUUGGCGACGAGAAAUUGUGAACUGUAAUUUACUCGUUAAAGCCCUGAUUCAGGAUAUCAAUACAUGUCCAGGGCCACUUGAAGUUUUAAACGAAUUGAACAGGGAAGGUCGAUCUAAGAUUGGAACUCUCAGGAGUAAAAUAAAUCAGUUAGAAAUUCUUGCCAAAGAAGAGGUAAAAGAAACAGAACGAACAAAGCUUUUGAAAGAAGUGGAAAGCCAUCGAGAUCAACUUGCAAGUACAGUUGGAGCAUUUCGCAAAGCCAACAUCAUGUGUAUGCUUGCAAUUCAGAAGUCCAACAAGGAGGAGCUUUUAGAUCAAGGAUCAGAAGAGGCUGUUUUACGCCACAGGCAGCGUAAGGAUAAGGAAGGACUGGUCAAAAUGUCAUCAGAUGUAACAGAGCAGUUACUGUCAAUUAGUCGUCACUUGGCUGAGACAACGCAGCGCAGUGCUGGCUCCCUUGAAACACUAGCAAACUCAUCCAGUAAUGUUCAAGGCACUCAAGAAGAACUCAAAACAACUGGCAGUGUCAUUCUGCAGUCAAGAAAACUACUUGCUAAAUAUGGCCGUCGUGAAUUUACUGAUAAGGUUCUUCUGAUUUUUGCAUUUGUAUUCUUUCUUGCUUGUGUUUUGUAUAUCUUACAGAAAAGAUUCUUUUAAUUGAAAAUGGACUGAUAUUUCUAUCUGAGUAUUGCACUGUGUCUCACUUUAAGUGUGACACUGGAGCACAGACAGUGAUUUACUGAAUGUUUUUAAGACUUCUAGUAUAUGUAUGUGUGUAAGGGGUGGGCCAUAAAAUCUGGUCCCUGCACUGCGACCUUCAAUGAUCUAU